Zophobas morio is the source of this 1954-nucleotide messenger RNA. Its product is annotated as glutathione S-transferase-like. The coding region runs from base 137 to 751 and encodes 204 amino acids. Gene Ontology annotation, biological process: glutathione metabolic process. Lineage: Eukaryota; Metazoa; Arthropoda; Insecta; Coleoptera; Tenebrionidae. The transcript is spliced from 5 exons. Gene Ontology annotation, molecular function: glutathione transferase activity. The record is from RefSeq and is a predicted model, not a curated record.
UUACUUUCGGAGCGCUUUCGCAGCAGUCGAAAAUUUUCAGCGGAUCGGCGCGCAGCUUUCCGAUCAGGUUCCGUGAAACGUACGAAAAUCGCUUUCCCACGUCGACCCGGAGCUCGCUGGAAUUGGGUUUAGCGGCAUGUCGCCACACUAUAAACUGAUUUACUUCAACGCUAGAGGGCGCGCCGAGCAUAUCCGUUUUAUAUUCGCCUAUGCCGGCGUGGAAUACGAGGACGAAAGGAUCUCGAGAGAAAAAUGGCCCGAAGUGAAAAAAAGAAUGCCUUUCGGCAUGCUCCCCGUCCUCGAAAUAGACGGAAAAGCCGUAGCUCAAAGCAACGCCGUGGCGAGAUAUCUGGCAAGACAAUACGGCUUAGCAGGACGAAAUGAAUGGGAAGCUUUGCAAUGCGACGUUUUAGUUGACACUCUAGGAGACCUUAAGCAAGUCCUUGCUCAGUUCCGAAUGGAACAAGACCCUAUUAAAAAAGAGGAGAAAAAAGCUCGGCUAAUGAGAGAGACCAUUCCAUUUUAUUUAUCUAAAUUUGAGAAAAUGCUGUCAGAAAAUAAUGGCUUCUCCGUGGGAUCAGACAUCACCUGGUGCGACUUCGUGUUCGCGGUCUCUCUCGAGAACUUCGAGCACAUCUUCGGCAAAGCUGCGCUGGAUCAGUAUCCGGCUCUGAAAGCUCUAAAAAUAAAAGUCUACAAUAUUCCUAGUAUAAGCGCAUGGGUGGGGAAGCGACCUACGACCGAAUCGUAAGAAGUCGUGUGCGUGUUAGUUGUCUACGUGUUGUACAUACAUUUAUGGGUAGGUUUGUAAAUGGACCACGUCCAUUCUGGCCUUAAUCUUCUUUUAGCGUUGUUUUGCCUUCCGGAUUGAAAGCUCUUAAAACAUAUCAGUUUCGAAAAUUUUCGGUUAAACAGGCAGCUGUACUAGGUGUAAGACUAAGUAUGUGUUCAGAAAAUCAAAAUUACAUAAAAACAUUUAUCAGUGUGUAUAAUGUAAAAUGGUAUACUGCUAUAAAAUACAAUAACAAAAUUGUACAUAGGACAAAUCUAGAGGUUUAUUUUUAGGGAAUUUUAGGAAAGCACGCUAAUUGUAAUAUUUUUGUAUUAUAUUUACAUUGUAAGGGUAACUCAGACGAGGAUUUCGGUUGUCGACACAUGGUUUGCAUCAGUUACGUAACGUAAGACUUAUCAUUUUUUAUUUGUUAUUAUUAUUACUAUACCGGGUGGCCCACUAAACUUGUAACAUUAAAAAAUUGGUCGAAGGUUAUUAUUUCCCCAGAAUCAAACUUCCUCCACCCCUGUAGUGCAUCCCAACAAAUCAAAUAAAUUUAUGAAUGUAUCAAGUUUUUGAUUUUUCAAUUUUUCGAAAACUGAAUUAAAGAAUCGAAAAAUCGAAAAACCCAAAAACUUUAAAAUCGAAAAAUUAUAGAACCGUCAAAAUUGUGAAGUCGAAAAAUUGGAAAAUUAAAAAUUCAAAAAUUGAAAAAUCGAACAAAUGAAGUUUUAAAAUCCAAUUAUUGAAAAAUAGAAAAAUUCUAAAUUCGUAAAACCGAAAAAUUUUAGAAACCAUAAUUAUCACUGCAAAUCAAAAUUUAAAGAAAUAAAAAAUUGAAAAAUCUGAAAGUUGAAAACUCGAUAAAUUGAAAACCGAAAAAAAAAGUGUUUAAAUCAGAACAUUGAAAAACCAAGAGAGUGAUAAAACAAAGAAAAUAAAAAACAGGAAUUACAAAUCCAAAAACUGAAGAAAUGAAAAAUCGAAUAAACCGAAAAGUUGAAACAGUCAAAUUUGGAAAAGGGAAAACUGGAAAAAUAAAAUGUUGUCUUUUUUUGUCAAUUUUCCGUUUCUCCAAUUUUUAUUUUCUAUAUUUUUACAAUUUUUCGAUUUUUCAAUGUUCCGAUUUUAUAAUUUUUUGUUUUUCCUAUUUCAAUUUUUUCAAUGUUGCGUUUAUUCAAC